Messenger RNA from Papaver somniferum (opium poppy), 4841 nucleotides. Its product is annotated as probable cellulose synthase A catalytic subunit 5 [UDP-forming]. Lineage: Eukaryota; Viridiplantae; Streptophyta; Magnoliopsida; Ranunculales; Papaveraceae. The record is from RefSeq and is a predicted model, not a curated record. The coding region runs from base 677 to 3955 and encodes 1092 amino acids. Gene Ontology annotation, cellular component: trans-Golgi network; plasma membrane. The transcript has 14 exons. Gene Ontology annotation, biological process: plant-type primary cell wall biogenesis; cellulose biosynthetic process. Gene Ontology annotation, molecular function: cellulose synthase (UDP-forming) activity.
AGAGAGAGAAAGAAGAAGAAGUAAGUAAAUGGGUUUUGACACAUUUAGUGAAGUGUCGGCGGAGAGAGAUGUUGAUAAAGGAGGUAGAAACGAGUGGCAUUAGAGAAGUUGCAGAGAAACAAGGUCCUUUUUUUCUUUCAACAACAACUACUACAACUACAACUGGUUGUUAAAUUAAAUAGUUUUGUAAUUUAGGGUUUUAAAAUUUAUUAUUCAUUCAAAUCCUAAUUUAUUUAGUUUUUGGUUUUGUUUUUGGUUUUGUCUCUGGGUUUUGAUUCAUUGAAGGUGUUUGAAGUUUUUACUGAAAGAGAAGAAAGAAAAAAAGUGAGUGAAUUUCUUUUAAUUAUUAUUAUGAUCAUUGUUGGUUGAGGUAAGAAGGAAGGAAUAUUAAGAAGGAAGAAGGGGGGCUUUUUUGGUCGGUGGGUUUCUCUCCAAAACAGCAACUCUCUCUCCCCCCAUCCAUACCCUAGAAAGAGAGAGUAUAGAGAGAGAUGUGGAAUUAAUUGAGUGAGAAUUCUCACUGAGUGUAAAAAAAUUUGCUUCCAUUCUUCCAGAUCUCACAGGAAUUGGUGAUAAUAUUAUUAGGAACUGAAAUAAGAUUGCAUUUUUCAGUCUGGGUCUGACAGAUCUGGAUCAAAAUUGGGGUUUUCUGGCAGUAGGUUACACUAUCUGAGGAAUGGAGGCCAGUGCUGGUUUAGUUGCUGGUUCUCACAAUAGAAAUGAGCUUGUUGUAAUUCCCCGGGAAGGUUAUGGAGAUCCUAAUCGGCCUAUACAUCAAUUAAGAGGGCAAAUUUGCCAGAUUUGUGGUGAUGAUGUUGGACUUACUGUAGAUGGAGAGCUGUUUGUGGCUUGUAAUGAGUGUGCUUUUCCAGUUUGCCGGACUUGUUACGAGUAUGAAAGGCAAGAAGGAAGUCAGGUGUGUCCUCAGUGCAAAACCAGGUUCAAACGUCUCAAAGGGUCUACUAGAGUUGCUGGUGAUGAGGAUGAAGAGGAAACUGAUGACAUUGAAAAUGAGUUUAAUUUCAUGGGGAGGGAUAGUCAAGAAAUGCAUCAGUAUCUUGCUGAAGCUAUGCUUCAAGGUCAUAUGAGCUAUGGAAGAGCUGGAGAUAUGGAUAUGCCUCAAGUUGCUCAUACAAUGCCUCAAGUUCCUCUGCUUACCAAUGGCCAGAUGGUUGACGAUAUUGCUCCGGAGCAUCAUGCCUUGGUCCCAUCUUACAUGGGUGGAGGCGGAAAGAGGAUCCACCCCCUUCCUUUCUCAGAAUCUGGCUUUCCAGUUCAACCCAGAUCUAUGGAUCCCUCAAAGGACUUAGCUGCUUAUGGUUAUGGAAGUGUUGCCUGGAAGGAGAGAGUGGAGAGCUGGAAACAAAAGCAAGAGAAGUUACAAGUGAUGAAAAAUGAGAAUGGGGGCAAGGAUUGGGACAAUGAUGGUGACGGGCCUGAUCUACCUAUAAUGGAUGAAGGUCGGCAACCGCUGUCCAGAAAGUUGCCCAUACCAUCGGCCCAGAUCAACCCUUAUCGAAUGAUCAUUAUAAUUCGGCUCGUCGUUGUUGGAUUCUUCUUUCAUUACCGGGUCACUCAUCCUGUGAAUGAUGCUUUUGCAUUGUGGCUUAUAUCGGUUAUUUGUGAGAUUUGGUUUGCUGUUUCAUGGAUUCUGGAUCAGUUCCCUAAAUGGCUCCCCAUUGAAAGAGAAACCUACCUCGACAGGCUUUCUUUGAGGUAUGAGAAAGAAGGCCAGCCGUCUCAACUCGCUCAAGUCGAUCUAUUUGUCAGUACAGUGGAUCCUUUGAAAGAGCCGCCUUUAGUUACUGCAAACACUGUUCUGUCUAUUCUUGCUGUAGACUACCCAGUUGACAAGGUCUCUUGUUAUGUUUCUGAUGAUGGUGCUGCAAUGCUGACCUUUGAAGCAUUAUCUGAAACAUCUGAGUUUGCCCGAAAGUGGGUUCCUUUUUGUAAGAAGUUCAACAUUGAGCCACGUGCCCCAGAGUUCUAUUUCGCUCUGAAGAUAGAUUAUUUGAAGGACAAGAUUUUGCCCUCAUUUGUGAAGGAGCGAAGAGCAAUGAAGAGGGAAUACGAGGAGUUCAAAGUUCGAAUCAACGCUUUAGUUGCUAAGGCUCAAAAGGUUCCUGAAGAAGGGUGGACUAUGCAGGACGGCACCCCAUGGCCUGGGAAUAAUGUGAGAGAUCAUCCAGGAAUGAUUCAGGUGUUUUUAGGUCAAAGUGGAGGAGUGGACACUGAUGGCAAUGAGUUACCACGCCUUGUUUAUGUAUCCAGAGAAAAAAGACCUGGGUUCAAUCAUCACAAGAAGGCUGGUGCUAUGAAUGCCCUGGUUCGAGUUUCUGCUGUGCUUACAAAUGCACCUUAUAUGUUGAAUCUGGAUUGUGAUCACUACAUUAACAAUAGUAAGGCUAUUAGAGAAGGAAUGUGCUUCAUGAUGGAUCCAUUGGUCGGAAAGAAAGUUUGCUAUGUUCAGUUCCCACAGAGGUUUGAUGGUAUUGAUCGCAACGAUCGAUAUGCUAAUAGAAACACUGUCUUCUUUGAUAUCAAUAUGAAAGGUUUGGAUGGGAUUCAAGGACCUAUUUACGUUGGAACUGGUUGUCUUUUCCGGAGGCAAGCUCUCUAUGGUUUUGAUGCUCCAAAGGCCAAAAAAACGAUUUCAAGGACCUGCAACUGCUUGCCGAAGUGGUGCUGCUGUUUAUGUUCAGGCAGAAAGAAGAAGAAGGCACUUAAUAAACCCAAAUUUGACAAGAAAAAGAAGAAUUCUAAGAAGGCAGAGGCUGGAGCUCCUGUCUUUGCUUUGGAGGGUAUAGAGGAGGGUGUUGAAGGAAUUGAAAGCGAGAAAACUUCCCUGAUGUCGGAGCAUAAACUGGAAAAGAAGUUUGGUCAAUCUCCUGUGUUCGUCGCAUCCACAUUGAUGGAGCAUGGUGGGUCACUGAAAAGGGCUAGUGCUGCUUCUUUGCUCAAAGAAGCUAUACAUGUCAUAAGUUGUGGUUAUGAAGACAAAACAGACUGGGGAAAAGAGGUUGGAUGGAUUUACGGUUCCGUCACAGAAGAUAUCUUGACGGGUUUUAAAAUGCAUUGUCAUGGAUGGCGAUCCAUAUAUUGUAUCCCUAAAAGGCCAGCCUUUAAAGGAUCUGCGCCUAUCAAUCUUUCUGAUCGUCUCCACCAGGUUCUUCGGUGGGCCCUUGGUUCUGUGGAGAUUUUCUUGAGUAGACAUUGUCCUCUUUGGUAUGGGUAUGGGGGUGGUCUUAAAUGGUUAGAGAGGUUUUCUUACAUAAAUGCUACAAUAUAUCCAUGGACAUCAUUCCCUUUAUUGGCAUACUGUACCUUACCCGCCGUGUGUCUUCUCACCGGAAAAUUUAUUACCCCAGAGCUAAGCAAUGUUGCAAGUUUAUGGUUUUUGUCUCUCUUCAUCUGUAUUUUUGCCACUGGUAUCUUGGAAAUGAGGUGGUCUGGUGUUGGUAUUGAUGAAUGGUGGAGAAAUGAACAAUUUUGGGUCAUUGGAGGUGUUUCAGCGCAUCUGUUUGCAGUCUUUCAAGGUCUCUUGAAGGUGUUGGCUGGUGUUGAUACUAAUUUCACGGUCACGUCCAAGGCUGGGGAUGACGAAGAUUUCUCAGAGCUAUAUGCGUUCAAGUGGACUACAUUGCUUAUUCCCCCGACUACAUUGUUGGUAAUAAACAUUAUUGGAGUGGUGGCUGGAGUCUCAAAUGCUAUAAAUAAUGGGUACGAGUCAUGGGGGCCUCUAUUCGGUAAGCUGUUUUUCGCUUUCUGGGUGAUUGUGCAUCUGUAUCCCUUUCUCAAGGGUCUUUUGGGUCGGCAAAACAGGACGCCCACCAUCAUUAUUGUGUGGUCUAUCCUUCUUGCUUCAAUCUUUUCCCUUUUGUGGGUUAGAAUCGAUCCAUUCUUGGCCAAGUCAAAUGGACCUCUAUUGGAGGAAUGUGGCCUGGACUGUAAUUAGCAAGUCCUAGGUAUUAAAUCUUAGAAUGUUUCUAUCACCACACCAUAGAAGAAAACAAGGAUGGAUAUAUACAAGAAAAGUUGGGUGUGAUGGGAUUCUGCGAUGUGUAGAUAGAUGCAAGAAAAAGAGAGGCUGUAUUGGCAUUUUUGAGGGUGGUUUCGGAAUCAGAUGAUGCUUGUUUGUACUAGUGGGAAAGUGAAAUCAACCCAACAUGGCCAGUCACAGUCUUCCGUUUGUGUGGAAGUUUAUUGUUUGUGAGAUAAAUUAGAACAGUUUUUAUAGAAGUACUACCUUGAUUCUUUAUUAGUUUGGGUGAGAACACGUCGAAGAGGAACACGGAUCAACCUCAUUGUUACACGUCCAUGUAUUAGUACUAUUAUUCAGUUGAUCUCUCUGUAUUUGAUUUCUUCACAAAAAUAAGUCUAGGCUUAUUUCAGCCUUGCUACAUUGUAACAACGAAAAAAACAGCAGAACUCUCAUAUGGGUGUUUCUUCGUCAGGUGAGGGCUUUUAUAUUAUUCUCCCACCCUCUAUUAUUACCCUGUUGAAAUACCUUGUUCAGAUUUCAGAACUUUAUAAUUACAGCACUUCUGAUAUAAAAGGUUCAUAACGAGUGUUGUACUGAAAAGAAGAAGAAUAGUUUUGGUACUGAGACUACGGAAACUGUGAUUUGAAUCCCCAGGGAAUGUGGGUAUGUCAUUCCAGUAAAAUGAGUCUGUUGUUUUUUUUUUUUUUUUACGUUAACAGUAAGCGAAGGUGAUUGAUUCCUCUUUGUUAUAUAUUUUUUCCUUAAUUGUUUCCUUUAGAGUUUGUAUUUGUGGUAAUCUUUUAUUUGUUAAUUUGAAAACAGAACAGAGCAAUAUAUAUUGAAUUGUUGGUAUACCAAA